Messenger RNA from Aricia agestis (brown argus), 1182 nucleotides. RefSeq lists its product as uncharacterized. The transcript is spliced from 2 exons. Gene Ontology annotation, biological process: deoxyribonucleotide biosynthetic process. NCBI's taxonomy places the organism in Eukaryota, Metazoa, Arthropoda, Insecta, Lepidoptera, Lycaenidae. Gene Ontology annotation, cellular component: cytosol. Gene Ontology annotation, molecular function: ribonucleoside-diphosphate reductase activity, thioredoxin disulfide as acceptor. Bases 24 to 1121 code for a protein of 365 amino acids. The record is from RefSeq and is a predicted model, not a curated record.
CACAAACAAGCAUAGAAAAUGGAAUGUGGAUUCAUUAUAAACCAAUCUCAUCCCUUGCUGAUGAUGGACCCAUUGAGUUUCAAGUGUCAGGAACAGGUGAUGACUACAUAGACCUAUCACAUACAUUGAUACAUGUAAAAGCUAAAAUACUAGGUGAAGAUUCAGCAAAAUUGAGUACUUCUACAGUAGUGGCACCGAUUAAUAAUUGGCUGCAUUCACUGUUCAACCAGCUUGAUGUUUAUUUAAAUCAAAAAUUAGUGUCACCACCGAAUAAUACAUAUGCCUAUCGUGCAUAUGUGGAAAACCUGUUGAACUACGCCUCAGCGGCUAAAAAGUCUCAUCUUACGUGUGGGCUUUGGUACGAAGAUACUGCUGGGGAAAUGAAUUCCACUGAUGAGAAAAAUGAGGGGUUCAUUAAGCGUCGAGAAAUAGCGAGUGAGAGUAAAGAAAUAGAAAUGAUUGGUCAUUUACAUGGUGACAUAUUUAAUCAAGAAAAAUUUCUAAUCAAUGGUGUUGAGAUGUUUGUUAAAUUAGUCCGUUCUAGAGAAUCUUUUAAUUUGAUAGGCUCUACAGAUUUAAAAUUUAAAGUAUGCAUUACAGACGCUACUUUAAUUGUUCGUAGAGCGAAAAUUAAUCCUUCAGUGUUACUCGCACAUCAAAAAGUGUUGGCUUCUACUACAGCCAAAUAUCCGAUCACUAGAGCUGAAGUUAAAGUGUUAACAAUACCAUCAGGGGUACAGGGUAAAACACUUGAUAAUAUAUUCCUGGGGCAAGUACCCAAAAGAUGUAUCAUAGGAUUUGUAAAUAACGCAGCAUUCAAUGGUAGCAUUAGUAAGAAUCCUUUCAAUUUUGAAAAUUAUGGUAUGAAUUCAUUUUGUUUAUACAUAGACGGGCAACAAGUACCUUCAAAAACCCUACAACCAUCCUUCGAUGGUAAUAUGUUUACUUCAGCCUAUCAUACAUUAUUUUCCGGUACAGGUAUACAUUUCCUUAAUGAAGGAAAUGGGAUAUCAAUUGAUUCUAGUCUCUCUCAAACGAUUAACUGUAUUGUAUAUGCAGAGUUUGAUAAUGUUAUAGAAAUAGAUAAAAACCGUAAUGUAACUGUAGACUAUAGUAGCUAAGAAAAGUAACAAUAUGACCUCAAAUGAGUUAUUAAUAAUGUGUAACGUGUGUGUGUGUGUG